Ctenopharyngodon idella (grass carp) is the source of this 6762-nucleotide messenger RNA. It is a transcript of the gene grb14, whose product is annotated as growth factor receptor-bound protein 14. Gene Ontology annotation, cellular component: plasma membrane; cytoplasm. The transcript has 14 exons. Lineage: Eukaryota; Metazoa; Chordata; Actinopteri; Cypriniformes; Xenocyprididae. Bases 511 to 2094 code for a protein of 527 amino acids. The record is from RefSeq and is a predicted model, not a curated record. Gene Ontology annotation, biological process: insulin receptor signaling pathway; negative regulation of insulin receptor signaling pathway.
CACACAAACACAGAGGUCAACCUCGCCGCUUGGCUUCAGGCCAGAAGAGAAGAGAGCGGAGUGAAGUCCAUGACAAAGGAACAGUAGGUUUUGCUGUCUGGCCGAACUCCAGCUCUCAUUACAGAGCUACAUUGCAUACCUAUAACCAAGAAACCUUUUGUCUGUCCGAGCAGGUCUGCAAAGGAAAACAGAAGCCCAGAAAGCCCAGCUUGUGUGUGCGUGCACAAGAGCGAGCCGAGCUCAUUCAGGAGUCAUAGAGUUAAAAAUAACUUUAUUGCGGAUCAUGUUUUGGAAGGAGGGAUCUACUUCCCAGGCUAGGACGGCCUGCCAUGCAGGGGCAGCACAUCCUGAGUGUGUGUGCAUGCGUUUGUGCAUGUGCGUGUGUGUUUUUGUGGCAGUGGCAGGAGCACGCUGACUUCACACACACAAACGCACUCUUCCACGGGCCUAUCCUGAUGGUGUCUGUCCUGUCUUGUGCUCCAGAUGAGCUGCUGGAUGUAACCUGGCUCCAUGAGUGCUAUGAAUGACUCCCUGGAUGAGACACACACCUCUGGCAGCCUCGGGGAGAAAGCGGCCAUAUUUCGGGGAGCGAGAGGCAGUGGGAACGUCGUCGGGCCAGCCUUCAUCCCAUUGCGCUCGCCCUUGCAGCCACCCAAUGCUGCGGUCUCCACGCUCUUCAAGGGGAAUAGGAAAGGUAGAGAGGUGGAUGAUACACAAAUUGGACCCGUCCCAAAUCCCUUCCCAGAAUUGCUGCCGUCUGCUGUCUCUCUAGUGUCUGAGUGUCUGUUACCCUGGACCAAAACCAGUGCGACUCAGGUAAUCAAAGUGUACAGUGAAGACAACACCAGCCGUGCAGUGGAGGUCCCCAGUGACAUCACUGCCCGGGACAUCUGCCAGCUGUUCAUCCUGAAGAACCACUGCAUUGAUGACCACAGCUGGACCCUGUUUGAGCAGAUCCCACAUCUGAGUAUCGAGAGAACCAUAGAAGACCAUGAGUCAGUUAUGGAGGUUCAGUCUGGCUGGGGCAUGGACUCACACUGCUGUCUGUACUUCAGGAAGAAUUAUGCCAAAUACGAGUUCUUCAAGAAGCCUCUUGACUUUUUCCCAGAGCACAUGGUGUCUAUAUCGAGUGAAACCAAUGGAAUCAUGAACCACUCGCAACUCAUACAGACCUUUCUCAGUUCCAGCUCUUGUCCUGAGAUUCACGGGUACCUCCACGCCAAAGAGCAUGGCAGGAAAUCAUGGAAGAAGUUCUACUUUGUGUUAAGAAGAUCAGGAUUGUACUUCUCCAACAAGGGCACAUCAAAGGAACCCAGACACUUGCAGUUCAUUGCAGAGUUCAGUGACAGUGACGUCUACACAUUAUUAUCAGCCAAAAAAGUUUACGGCGCCCCGACAGACUACGGCUUCUGUGUGAAGGCAAGCAAGUCAAAUUCUGCACGUGACCUGAAACUGCUCUGUGCGGAUGAUGAGCAAACCAGGACGUGUUGGGUUACAGCCAUGCGCCUCUUCAAGUAUGGCAUGCAGCUUUACCAGAACUUCAUCCAGCCAUAUCAGAAGCAGAAGAGUUCUCCAAUGAGGAGCAUCUCUGAGAACUCACUGGUGGCCAUGGACUUCUCAGGACACAAGAGUCGGGUGAUAGAGAACCCGUCAGAGGCGCUGUCGGUGGCUGUGGAAGAGGGCCUGUCAUGGAGGAGGAAAAGCUGCCACAGACUGAGCUCUCAUGGUAGUCCGUCCGCUUCUCAAAGCUCCAUGUCCAACAUAGCCAUCCAUGUGGCUCAGCCGUGGUUUCACAGCAAACUGUCCCGGGACGAGGCUCAAAAAUUAAUCACUCAGCAGGGCCUCAUCGAUGGGGUGUUUCUGGUGAGGGACAGCCAGAGUAACCCGAGGACAUUUGUUCUGUCACUGUGCCAUACACAGAAAAUCAAACACUUCCAGAUUGUACCGGUUGAAGAAAACAGCGAGCUCUUCUACAGUCUGGACGACGGACACACGCGUUUCACUGACCUGCUGCAACUAGUUGAGUUUUACCAGCUGAACAGAGGCGUUCUUCCCUGUAAGCUCAAACAUCACUGUGCCCGCAUCACCCUCUGAGAUUUUCUGGACAUCAGCUUGUGCCUUCGACAGGAAACACAAACCAACUUUGUCCUGUAUUGUUUCGCUGUCCACCCUCUGAUGAGCAUUAGGGUCUGAACUCAAAGACUUCAGAUGUGUGUGUUUGAUAUGGAUGAGUAUUACUAAAGGACUUUUGAGGACCCUAAUAUUCACCGAGGGAUGAUCAUCUGUGGUGCGGCAAUGUAGAUUGUAAUGUAUAACGUACUACAUCCUGACACAAACACUCUCAGUGUGGAUGAGACCACCUUAUUAAGCUAUCAAUCAAAGCUAUUGUUUAAUGGCAGUCCGUCUGGGAUUCUGUGUGGUGUGAACAAACUAAAGUUGGGUGCACAUACGACGAUUUUUAUUUAAUUUAAUCUUGGGUAAAACAUUUCUUUCAGCAUGAAAUGGGUACAAAAUUUAACCCUGAUAUUUUUGUCUCCUUUUUGACUAAUUCAUGACCGUUUUAUUGUUAUAUUUUUAUGUAACAUUUAAUGUAAUUAUUAUUAAAAAAAAAUAUUACAGUUAUUGGUAACACUUUACAAUAAGGUCCCAUUAGUUAACUUUAGUUAAUGCAUUAAGUUACAUUAACUAAGAAUAAGCAAUGCAUUUGUUACAGUAUUUAUUAAUCUUUGUUAGAUCAUUUUAGCUCAGGUCCAUUAAAUAAUAUUAAAUGGAAACUUAUUGUAAAGUGUAUUGUAACUGUAAUAUGUUUAUUUAAUUACAUUAAAUGUUACAUUAAAAUAAAAAUAAUAAUAAUAUAUCAUCAAAUUAAAAUAAUUAAAUAAAAAAAAAACCAAAUUGAAUAGAGGAAAUGCCAGAAUAGGAAAAGGCCCUAUGCUUUCAGGACAAAAUCUGACAAAUUGACAGAUUUCUGAAAGUGUCUAAAACUUUGGAUCCAGAAUGAUAAAGCUAUUUGUUAGCAUUAAUUUGGGAAACAUUAGAGCAAUUAGUGAAUAAAACCAUAAUGAUUAAAAAACAUCCAGUCCAUGCUGUCAAUCAUGACCCAAGUUUAGGCUAAGUUGAAUAUCGUACAGGUGACUAAAGACCCAUUCACACCAAGAACAAUAACUAUAAAGAUAGCAAUAAAGAUAUAGUUCUGAAAAUCAUUCUAAAUAUAAAAGAAUUGCACUGUCCAUGCCACAGCUAUAACGAUAACGAUAUAGAGAAACAAUAUCGUUGGAAUUUCUUUCAGAAUGAUUUUUUUCAGCUGUUGAACGAUAAAACACUGACAGCCAAUCAGAAUCCGUUCUAAUUUAAGGGCUCGCGCAUUUAAAAUGGCAGACAACAUUGCGGAGAAGUUAAUCGCCAAGGUCCAGAAAAAUCCACCACUGUUUGACGAGUCAAACGCCCUUUUCAAGGAUACUUUAAAUAAAAUGGAUAUAUGGAAAACAAUCAGUCCCUCGGAAUAAAUGGUGGAAGUAUUAACGAUGAGAUCAUUAUGACAGGCUAGCAAACAGCGUAACAUAAAAUGACCUCAGGUAUCCAGCGCUAGUUUCGUAAACAUUGUUUUGCUUCCUUUGAAGUUGCAGUGAAAAAGACUAGGUGUUGUUUUUAUUCCACUUCAUCAGCUUCAUUCACUGUUAGAUUAGAUCGAUUACACUAGCUAUUCGCUCAAAACAUAUGCUGCUUUUCCACUGCAUGGUACGGUUCGGUAUGGCUCGAUACGGCUCACUUUUUGGCGCUUUUCCACUGCAUGGGACGGCUCGGUACGGCUCACUUAAAUAGUAACACCUCGGUUGAUGUUCCAAGCGUGCCGUACCGAUACUAAAUGUGACGUGUAAACAUUGAGACACCAAACCCGCUAGAUUUAAAUAGUCAGUAACAGCCACCGCAGUAUAAUUUGUUUGCGAAACGACUUGCUUUAAACGACUGUCGCACGCAACUUGAAAAAGGAAAUGUCUGUAUCGUGGUCAGUAGAUGAGGUGCAGACUCGUUGGUAGACGAGGCCAGUAAGGUGGCGAUACUAUAACGGUCAGUCUAUACAAAUCCCACCCACUUUGAAGUGGUACUAACUACAAUGGAAAAGCAAACCGAAAGUAAAGCGAGCCAUGCCGUACCGAACCGAGCCGAGACAGAUAGUACCACGCAGUGGAAAAGCUGCCAAUAUCAUGCUGAGGACAUCUGCUGGUUAAAGCUGUGUAAAUGCAUCAAGAACUGCAGCAAAAACAUGUUGUACACACUUUUAAACCACAGCGCAUGAGCUUAGAAUAAACUGACCAUUAUAGUUCGUUAGUGUGAACACAAAUAUAGUUAUCAUUAUAGUUAUCGUUCUUGGUGUAAACGGGCCUUUAAAAGGUUAGUUCAUCCAAAAAAGAAAAUUCUGUCAUCAUUUACUAACCCUCAUGUCAUUCCAAACCAGUGAGACUUUCGUUCAUUUUUGGAACACAAAUUAAGAUCUUAGAGAUUUCUGUCCCUUUGACUCUUCAAAAAAUUCAUAAAGAGAUCGUAAAAAUAAUCCAUAAAUGAAUUGAGUGGUUUAGUCCAAAUUUUCUGAAGAGACACGAUCACUUUAUAUGAUGAACAGAUUGAAUUUGCACUUUUAUUCACAUAUAAAAAUUCAUCAACUCACACAUCAGUUGUGGUAAACCAAAGCUCGAGCAUGUUCGCUUGAUGUGCGAGAACCAAUGAGGUUCAUUCUCCUGUUACGCAGCACAUUUGAGCUUCUACAAGAACCAAUGAGGUUCAUUCUUGUGUUACGCAGCACAUUUGAGCUUCCGGAAGAGGUUUGUUCUCGAGCGUGAAGCAUGUACGGUUGAGUUACUGUUUAUGUUCGCUGAUCAAUGUUUAUACUUAAGUAAAAGCCUAAAUUAAAUCUUUUCAUCAUAUAAAGUGAUCGUGUCACUUCAGAAAAUUUGGACUAAACCGCUCAAUUCAUAUGGAGUAGUUUUACGAUCUCUUUAUGAACUUUUUGAAGAGUCAAAGUGUCAGUUGUGUUGCUGUCUAUGGAGGAACGGAAAGCUUUCAGAUUUCAUUAAAAAGAUCUUCAUUUGUGUUCUGAAAAUGAAUGAAAGUCUUACGGGUGUGGAAGGACAUGAUGGUGAAUAAAUGAUGAGAGAAUUUUCAUUUUUGGGUAAACUAUCCCUUUAAAGUUGAUGUUUGCUGCAGGACAGAUAAAGCUGUACCGUGUGCACCCGGCCUAAGAGACGUGGUAUAGCCAUAAUCUGAACACUUGAUAAGCUCAAACUGUUGCUGUUUUCCAGGGGUUCCUUUUUAUUCUUUUAAUCAUGCGUCAGAAAAAUUCAGGUAUUUUAUAAUCGACAUGAUACGUGGUGUUUGUUGGGAGAAAUGUUUGCUGAAGAGCAUCUGUAUCCGUGCAUGCCGUAGACGACGAAGCACCACCAGCGACCCGUCAAAAACGAGCAUAUGAACACUUGACAUUAUCCUCUGCUGUACCGCGCCGUGGAAUGUAUCACUUCCUCCCGAUGACAGCGACGCCCCAGCAAUGAAGAGCAUGGACAACGAGAGGGUGAGAGAAAUCAUGUCACGGCAGAUGGCAGAUCAAACAAUUGUUGUACAUUUGAAAUUGAUUUUUAGAGACACGUGGCAGAAUUCAGGUAAACGGUGUUACACGCCUGAAUUGGUACAUUAGUAAUAGUAAAAUGAUCAAAAGUGACGGUUUUUCCAGGAGACGCACAACUUUCAUUUUUUAUGAAAACAAACCUGACAACACAGAUCUGGCAGAGCUCAUGUAAAAACUAAUUACCAAUGAUCUGAUUUAAAUAGCCAAUAUACACGUAGACUAAAGCGUUUCUAGAAAAAAUGAUUAGGUAUUAAGUCAAACAAAUAAGCUGCACAUUCAUGGAUGUCCAAAUAACUGUCAUGGGCUGCAAUUUCUGUUGUAGUAAUGAACAAUUGGUGUGUUUUCUGUGUCCUCUAUGAUCUUUUCUGUGUAUGUUUCUUGUAGAAUGACUUGUAAAAUGAACACAAUAUUAUACAUUGUUUUACAGCUGUGUAUUAAAAGAAAAAAAGAAAAAAAAAAUUAAAACUUUCUGAUGGCCAAGGUCAUAAUUGCACUGUAGUUGGAACACUGGUAACUUUUGAUUUCUGAUGUUGAAGCUUAUCCAGAUAAGAUUUCUCUGACUGUUAGUUUGUUUUAUUGCUGUUGUUAUUAUUUUUUGAUAUUUAGAUCUGUUAUUGCUGUCAUAUGCAUCUACUUCUGAUAUUUUCUUCUACAGCUGUGUGAAUGCUGGAGUGUGUGUGAAUAGUUUUUUACACCCUUACUUCAUGGUAACUGUACAGUGAAAUCUCACAAAACCUCAAAGACUGGGUCAUAUUUCACGCGAAAAUCAAAAGAAAAAAAUUAAGGGAAAAAAGAUCAAUUCUAUUUUACAUAAAGAAUUAGUCUAUUCCCCUUUUUAUUUUGAUUCUUAAAGUGAAAUUUGACCUGGACAUGCUGUGCUUCUGAUUGAAUCACAGUAUAAAAAGCAACAAAAUCAUAGUCAUAUAAGCACAUUCAUAUUUCCAGCAUAUGUCAGUUAGAUCAAAUGUUUUCUCCUCAGUAACUGUUCAUUUAGAGUAGAUUCACUAUUCAGUGUUUGUUCCUUAUUAUUUUCAGUGUGACACUGAACUGUUGUUUAAAAAUGAAACACAUUUUUGUACUUUUAUUUCCUGAUGUUUAAUGACACUGACAGCAAAUAAACUUGAAAAACCUUGUUCCAUCCAAAA